AUGGUUCACACAUGCGUAGUGGCCGGUUGUCGGAACAGGAGGACUCCUGGGACCACACUGUCCUUCUACAGGUUUCCUCGCGACCCGGAGCGGAAGCAGCGCUGGAUCUCUGCCGUGAAUCGUGAAGGCUGGGUGCCAAACGAGGGCAGUAGACUCUGCAGCACACACUUUAUUUCGGGAAAACAAGUAAAAAAUCCUAGAUCCCCAGACUAUGUUCCUUCUGUUUUCACUUCAGCGCCACUGUCACCAAAUAUGAAGGAAGCAAGUUCCUGUGAAAUGUAUGAUAAACAAGAGGCACAAGUGGAGGCAGCCAAUGCUUUGCUCUUCUUGCAAGGACAAGGACGUUUCUUGGAGGACCAUGGCCAGACUAGGAGUCAAGAAGAACCAGAAAGUGUUUCUUCUUCAUUAAGCAGCUGUGAUGAAGAGGAUGAUAAGACUGAAGAUGAUGUAGAAGAAGGAAUCUCACUUACAAGUGUAAACCAAAUGGGAAGCCCAGUCAAAAACAUUCCCCCUGACUAUGAGUCCAGUCUUGAGGCUCUUAAGAAAGAGAACAUGGAGCUGAGGGAAUCGAUAGAAAAGAUGUCUCUCACUGAGGCGUCAUUCAGAAAUGAUCCAGAAAAGGUUCGCUUCUAUACGGGACUGCCAAACUACUUUGUGUUUGAGACGGUCAUGUUGCUUCUCAUUCCACAUAUGAAAGGAGACAAAAAUGCAAAACUUUCAAAAUUCCAGCAACUGCUCUUGACAUUAAUGCGACUCAGGCUUGAUCUUAAAAACCAAGACUUGGCCUAUCGUUUUGGGGUCAAGGUGGCCACCGUGACCAGGACUGUCCAUCGGAUUAUUAAUAUAAUGUUCACCACCCUCGUGCCCACUGCUGUUUUUUGGCCAUCCAGAGCGGAGCUCAGAAAAAACCUACCUGCAGCUUUACGUUGCACUUACCCAGACUGUGCAGUGAUCAUUGACUGCUUUAGGGUGUCUCUGGAAAAAGCUCUUAGUGUGGAUGUGAAUCAAGAGGUUGCAUCUACAGCACUGACUGUGCCAGCUCAGGCCACGGUGAAUGAGCUUAAAUAUGUGAUAGGUGUUGCUCCUCAAGGUGUUGUCAUGUUUGUCUCGAGGGGAUCACCAGGUCACGUCAGUGACAAAAAUCUUGUUGAAAGUUCAGGCCUCCUUUGUAAGGUAUUGCCCGGUGAUGUUGUGUUGGCUGAGCAUAACUUUGACAUUGAGGAAUUGGUGGGGGCUCGCAAAGCCGAACUCAAAAUCACUAGUAGAAAUUGCUAUGAAAAUUGCCAGAGUGGACAGGAUGGAGAAAAUGUCUUACUGGUUGGCACACUUUCAGAUAUAGUGAAUGUUCACAGGCAUGUUGGGAAGGUAAUAGACAUGGUCAAGAGGAGAUACUCUAUGUUGACUGGACCAGUUGAGAGUCCCUUUACGGUCAUAGACCGCACUUCCAAUGUGAGCACUUUUGAUAAGAUAGUGCAGGUUGCUUGUGCCUUGAAUAACCUGUGUAUUUCUGCUGCACCCCUGGAAUGAGCGCUCAUAUUUGCCACACUUUGCAACUUUUAUUUGUACAUUGGCUGAAUGCACCUUUAUUGUUUCCCUAUUUUAGCGGAAGACUUAUUGUUAAAAGAGGAUAUUAACCUUCUUAGAACAUUUAUGCAACCUAAGGACUAGUUUAUACCAAACAUAUUCAUCAGGCACAGUUCACUGGACAAUCUAGUGUUUUUACAGAAGGAACUCCCUUAGUUUCUAGGCUGACUUUGUUGAUGCUUCAGUUUGAUAGAGACAUUCCAUCCAUAGUUUAAUUUUAAUUUAGUAUUGUCGAGAGUGAAGCGUGUAUGCUGAGAAUUUAAAAUAUUCAAGGCACUAAAGAAAGCAUCUCUGUCGGAGACUGUUGUAUUUUGACAUUAGCUGCCCUUAAGUUCCAGUGCCUUUAUCCUUGUGAUGCCUAUACUAUUUUCUUUUUUUUUGCUUCUGUAUAGAUAUAUACUAUAUUUUUACAUUAACCCAACAGUACUUUGUUCUUUACUUCUGAUGUUGCCUUGUCACUUUACCGUGUAAUGUGUAAGUCUCACAAAGUUACAGUUUGGUAAUUUCAUUGCUAUGAGAUCAUUGUUGUGUUAAAUCAACAUUUAGUUAUGUAUACCAUGAUAUAUUCACUCUGAAUUUUGACCAUUGCACAUGUUUCAGCACUGUAUCCCUCAUAUCAUUUAACUGUGUGUUCCAUUUAACUAUGUUAUUGCUUAGGAAAGUGAUGUUUAUGUUGAAUUUCCAUUUCAAUCAUGUGUUCUAUGUGAAAAGUUCACCAACACGACUGUAAUCUAAUGUAGCACUCUGUUGUAUUUCAUGUAUGAAAAUAUCUCCAUAAAAGUUGAGUACUUCUAAUUGGAAAUG
Carassius gibelio (silver crucian carp) is the source of this 2388-nucleotide messenger RNA. RefSeq lists its product as uncharacterized. Lineage: Eukaryota; Metazoa; Chordata; Actinopteri; Cypriniformes; Cyprinidae. The transcript is spliced from 2 exons. The record is from RefSeq and is a predicted model, not a curated record. The coding region runs from base 1 to 1527 and encodes 508 amino acids.